AUGAGAUCAAGCAUUGUGAGAAAGCCGUUAAGUCUAACGGCGACACUACUCCGCCGUUACCGUUUCUCAAGUCCGCCGUCGUUUCCAUCUUCGCGCUUCUCUUCCUCUUCAGCUCCGAUAGGCUCCGCCGCAGCGGACAGCUCGGCGGCGACUCGGUGCAGCGGGUUGACUCGGUUGGCGUCGCUGGUGGAGGGCUGCGACUACGAGCACUGGCUUGUGGUUAUGGAGCCUCCUAAGGGCUACCCUCUUCGCGAUGAGAUCAUCAAUGGCUACAUCCAAACCCUAGCCACGGCCCUCGGAAGUGCAGAGAAGGCAAGGAAGUCAAUUUACUCUGUUUCUACAAAGUACUACUACGCAUUUGGCUGCAAAGUCCCAGAGAAAUUGACUUUUAAGAUCAAAUCUCUGCCCAAUGUGAAAUGGGUUCUACCAGAUUCUUACUUGUGUCAUGGUGAAAAUGACUAUGGAGGAGAACCUUUGGUUGAUGGGGGGGUUGUUCCAUAUGAUGAAAAAUAUCAUGCAGACUGGGUGUGCGACGAAAAUGACAGAACAGUUAAGUCUUGA
This is a messenger RNA of Prunus armeniaca (apricot), 561 nucleotides long. Lineage: Eukaryota; Viridiplantae; Streptophyta; Magnoliopsida; Rosales; Rosaceae. The record is from the annotation of a GenBank genome assembly.